Molecule: messenger RNA, 811 nt
Organism: Nasonia vitripennis (jewel wasp)
Lineage: Eukaryota; Metazoa; Arthropoda; Insecta; Hymenoptera; Pteromalidae
Exons: 3
Coding region: 177-698 (173 amino acids)
Source: RefSeq, a predicted model, not a curated record
UUUCACUUUUGAAAAAGUUUUGACGUUCGCGCUGGCCCAUUGUCCCACGGAAUCUCGCACGUCUCACUUGCGUGCAAAUACACACACGUGCCAUCCAAAGUUCUCUUCACCCACAAGUAACUGAACUUAAUUUCGCUUGUAUUGUAUUGUUUAUUCGUAAGCGCGAUCGUAGCAUCAUGGACAACAAGAAAAAGCGAGAUUUGGUGCAACGCUGCAUCGAACGGACGCAGGAGGUAGAAGAUGUUAUAUGCUGUCCUAUAUGCUAUGAAACAAAAGAUAAUGUUGUUCUGUGUAGCGUGGGACAUCAUGUCUGCGUUGCAUGCCAAAGUAAAUUAGUCCAUAAUUCUUGUCCAACUUGCAAGUCUCGAUUUACUGGAACAAAAUGUUUCUUAAUUGAAAAAUUGACUCGGAUUCUCGGCAACCUUGAGUUGACUCUCAACGACUUGAGUAAAGUUAUGCAGAUAUCGGACAACAAAAGCGACUACAGAACCUUGAUAAAGACCCUCUUGACUAAUCUGUCAGUGUUUUUGAAUAAAACCAGCAGCUCGAUAACUUGUUUCAGUAAAUACUUGAAGAACCCAAAAGUCUCUGAGAAAACUGAUUUAGAAAAGCAAUUUCAAUCACUAACUAAUCAACUUAAUGAUUUAAAACUUUAUAUGGACAAUGUUAGAGUUGAUUUGAUUUUGUUAAAAGAAUGAUGUUCCUUUUCAAACAUUAGCUCGUUUGUAAGAUUAUUGUAUGCAGCAAAAAAACGUUUUUGUAUUGGUGUAAUUUAUAGGCUUUGAAUGAAUAAAAAUCGCUGCUCAAUCUA